Ricinus communis (castor bean) is the source of this 1296-nucleotide messenger RNA. RefSeq lists its product as uncharacterized. The record is from RefSeq and is a predicted model, not a curated record. Lineage: Eukaryota; Viridiplantae; Streptophyta; Magnoliopsida; Malpighiales; Euphorbiaceae. Bases 242 to 1072 code for a protein of 276 amino acids. The transcript has 4 exons.
UAAACAACGGAUAAGGCCCGCCUUGCUAUCAACGACCCGUUCCCAAUCUGAAUUCGGGUCAGUAACCCGGCCCGAUACAUAUCAUUUUAGGACGGGAAAGGGAUAUCCUCUGGUUUCCAUGGUUAAUAUUCAAGUCUGCAGAAAAGGAGAAAGAAAAUAAAAUAUAUUAAAGGAAUAAUCAACCUUAAGAUUAUAAAACGGUUUAGUUUGCAAUAAAAGCUGGUUACUUUUGUUAACAAAGAUGAGAAGACAGGGACAAUAUGGUGAUCCUGGUGCCAAUGCAUAUGUUGGCAGUGCUCAGAUGCAGCACUCUGCUCAGAGAAUGGAAAACAGGACCGAAACUGAUCAUUUUCAAGGACGACUAGAGGCCUUCACUCCAGAGAGGGAGCAUCCUUAUGCCACUUCGAAAGUUGAGGGACAAUGGAGAUGGGAAAGAGGUGAAUCGAAAAUGUCAAAUCCGAUGGCAUCUCGAAUUUUCUCUGAAGGUCAAGGGGUUGAUGCAUCAAGAUCCUAUUUUCAGGGAAAGGGACCUGGGCAAGAGGCAAAACUGGCUUUAGAGAAGCAAGGCAUUGGUGAUCCUAGAUUUGGAACACAUGAUGACAAUAUGCAAAUUGGCUUUGAAGACAAACCAUUGUUACAAAGUUUUGAAGGUAUUGAGCAGAAAUUCCGCGAUGACAUUAUUAAACUAGCCAAAGAACAGAAUGAUGCUGAGGAUGCAGAAAAUGCCAGACAUAGAGAGUAUCAGGAACAACUAUCAGCACUUCGAGCCCGACAUGCCGGCCGUAGAGAUGAGUUCCUCCGCAAAGAAUCACAUGCCCGACAGCAUCAGUAUCAGCAGUCCAUGACAGACCAUUUCCCCGACAGUCGCAUGGGCCCUGGAGAUCCGCAUGGUUAUAAUGGAAGUGCACCCUCAGCUGUCAUUAAUGAUAAUCAUCGAGCCUAUAAUACUGAUCAAUUUGAAUCAUAUGGGGAGCGGACUCGAUUUCUUGGGAAUUCCAAGGACCAAGGAUUUGAGCCUAGAUGUUUGUAUCACGGUGGCCGUGUUUAUGAUACUGGUCCACGCUAUUACUAAUUGAUAGGCACAAAUUAGUUUUGCAUUUUGCUGCUACUCCCUCUCCCACUGCCUUGGUAGGUAGUUUGUUAUACGUAUAUUUUAAAGCUGUAGUUCUUGUUUAUCUAUCUGCAGCCUUACCGUAUGCUAGUUCUUCCUGUUUAAAUAUGAGGUAUAAGAUUUUUAGCUAGCCUGGUUUUUUUACAUGUUUUCACUUUUCAAUUGUUACUGCUGAGUUUUCAGAA